AUGAACCCUGAGCGCUAUUCAUCACAUCAAAGGUCAGCUCAGUUACCACAACAACGGCAGGAGAAGCAACAACAGCAAACACGACAUCAACAACAGCAACAUCAAUAUCAGCAUGCAUCACUUCAGCAAGGAGCAUCUCAUGACUUUUCAACAUCAGAUCAAGAACCACAGUUACAGCACCAACAAUAUUCACAACCCACAACUUUUGCAUCUUUACAAAUACAGCCCGAAUAUCUUCAAGAACAAGUUUCUGAACAACUGUAUACACAACCAAUAAACCCUACAUAUAUCCAACCCCAACGGAUACUGUCAUCACAACCAUUGGGACAACAACAACAAUACUACUCACAACCUGCAUAUCUCACCCAAGAAAGCAUUAAUUUAAGCAUGCCUCAAUCGCAUCAAUACACUAAUUAUAGAGCUACUGGCCAGUACAGUAAUACUGCUUUUGCGAAACCAACGUCAGAUCAAACCAAUCUUGGCGCUUCAUUACAGACUCGUCCAUCACAGAGGCAACCCCUUCAGAGAAUGCAACAAGGUGAACCGAUACAGCAACCUGUACAGAUACUGGAGCUACAAGCUAGAUACGAACCAGUCCCAAGUCUGUCAUCAUCAAUUAAUCCAACAAGUGAGUCGUAUCGACAUAACCAAUAUGGUCAAGCAACAACUGCAUCAUCUCCAUAUACACUGCAGCUGAAAUCACAACUACAGCAAGAUUUACAGCAAGAGGAUGUAGCCAAAGGUCCACCUCCAGCUCAUCUUAGAAGGCAUAGAAGAAACAACUCCUCCAUCUCAUCUGUUCUCCAUUCCACUGCUUACGAGGAAGAAUUGAAGAAUAUAGCGCUUUCAAAGAUAAACAUACCUUUACCCGAAAUAGCUAGACGGAUUAAACAGCUGGAGUUUGAUAAUUCCAAUACACCAUCAAGUUCACGAUUAGCACCACAGGAAGGGUCUUUUGUGUUACCAGCCUCGUCGCCAUCUUCAGCUCCUGAAAAGACCCAAACCACCAAAGAGGCACAACGACUGGUUUUUGGUAUGGUGUGGCUACUAACAUCCUGUGAAGUAUCACCAACUGCAGUUAUCCCACGGAACAGAAUUUAUGCUAGAUAUGUCCAGAUUUGUGCGGACAACAGUCUAUCGCCUUUGUCACCAGCUAGUUUUGGAAAAUUAGUGAGGAUUUUGUAUCCAACUAUAACAACACGAAGAUUGGGAAUGAGAGGACAACUGAAGUAUCAUUAUUGUGGGAUUCGAUUGAAAGGUGAACAAAGUAUGCAACUGCAGCUAAUACAAAAGCAACAACAGCAACGAUCACAACCGAGAGGACAUUCCUUGGGAUCAGAAUUUACCAUGCCAUCACAGUGGCAAUCACAUUUACAGUCGCCGACUCGCCCUGGUAUCAGUUCAACCUCGGUGGCUCAGUCUCCACUAUCAACCAACUCGUCAAUGUCACACGAAGAGUCGCCAAGAUCAACAUUUGCUACAAACACACCUAUCUACAGCCCCAUCAAUUCACCAUCGGUAUUCGUGUCGUCUUCCAUUUCUGAUCAACUACCACUGACAUCUCAUAUGAAGUACAUACCGGACUUGUUCAAGCUUUUGGGAAUGGAGUCAGUAGCGACCAAGUCUUACCCCUACACACCAAUUGAUCUACCACCUAUAUAUUCAUACCUACCAAAAGAUACAGAUCGCGAUAUUGCCGACACGCUAUCCUCAUUAUACAAGGUACAUAUUAACACAGUGUUUGAAUCGCUUCGAUUUAUGCAAUUAAAACGAUUGUUUUCAAGUUUUAACAACUUCAAUAGCAUAUUAUCUACUCCAGUUUCAAAGUUGUAUACAGCUGAUUCAGUUUUGGAGUGGGUAAAAGAAUGUGAUUUGAUUAUGUACAAGAAAAUGAUUCGAAUGUUGAGCAAGUUACAUAUGCAAUAUAUGAUGCCUCAAGAUAAUAUUAAUCAACUAAAGACAAUUGCAUUCAAUUAUACACGUACGUUGGGCAAUUCCAUAAUCAACUCACGAAAUUCGAAAAAUUUCAUUGCAAUGAAGUUGAAGAUGGCCAAACAUUUUGUCAACUUGCUUAAUCGGUUAAUCAAAGUUAUCGAGACUGGGUCUACUGCGUCAAGGAUACUCAAUGACGACAAUGAGAAACAAUCCAUGUUGAAUGAUUGGCAGAAAUUGAAUUUUACUGACUUGGUCUCACGAGAUGUUUUGUGCGCUGAUGAAUCAAAUGUAAAUAUGUUGAUUUUCAUACUGACUGAAGAAGUGGUUAAAUUGCUUGAGACUCCUUCAGUCGAAGAAGAUUCUCCCAUGCAAGUAUAUGCCGAUUUUAUCAGUGAUUUGCCAUCACGGUUUCCACGUACCAAUGCCCGCAUGUUUUUAUUAUUAUCAUCAAAUUUAUUGACGUCUAUUCUUCGAGAAAUAAGUCUUAAUAGUGGCGAAGGAUUUGGAGCAUGGUGGAUUGUGAGAUGCUGGGUGGACGAAUAUUUAGCAUGGACUAUGGAAGUAGGAGGGUUUUUCCAAGAUGAGUUGAUAGCAUACUUGAAAGAAGGUCAAGCAGCACAACAAGGAGAAGAAACUAUGGAGUUACAGAAACAGGAAGAAAUGUAUCAAUCUCAGCCUGUCGGCGAUGCUGGAUCUCAGGAACAAGAAUACAACUUGAGUGCCGAAACUUCGAUCGACUUACUAGGGUGA
Lodderomyces orthopsilosis Co 90-125 is the source of this 2685-nucleotide messenger RNA. It is a transcript of the gene RFX1, whose product is annotated as Rfx1p. Gene Ontology annotation, molecular function: DNA-binding transcription factor activity, RNA polymerase II-specific; RNA polymerase II cis-regulatory region sequence-specific DNA binding. Gene Ontology annotation, biological process: regulation of transcription by RNA polymerase II. The record is from RefSeq and is a predicted model, not a curated record. Bases 1 to 2685 code for a protein of 894 amino acids. The transcript has a single exon. NCBI's taxonomy places the organism in Eukaryota, Fungi, Ascomycota, Pichiomycetes, Serinales, Debaryomycetaceae.